Metarhizium album ARSEF 1941 is the source of this 2016-nucleotide messenger RNA. RefSeq names its product ribosomal protein subunit S4. The transcript has 3 exons. NCBI's taxonomy places the organism in Eukaryota, Fungi, Ascomycota, Sordariomycetes, Hypocreales, Clavicipitaceae. The record is from RefSeq and is a predicted model, not a curated record. Bases 1 to 2016 code for a protein of 671 amino acids. Gene Ontology annotation, molecular function: protein binding.
AUGUCGGGCAACACCAUGAGAGGGACGCCCAACCGCAACCAGGGCAGGGGAAACAUCCCCUUUGCCAACAGUCCGGCAAACUCGAACAUCCCUCGCCCGGUUCUGGACAGCCAGCCUAGCGAGGCGAGCUCCUCUGUCAGUGCCAGCCGGCAGAAGCAGUCCAAGCGUGAUGAGGCCAUCCGUAGGAAAAUGGAGAAUGAUCUCUCCAAGAAGAAGCAUUUGACGAACCGCGCCAGGCAUUCUCGCAAAGCGCCCCCGGGCACCGUGCUGGCCCUCAAGCCCAGCCAAGCAUUGCAGAUCAAGCCGCAGACUACCGUGUCCGAGGCUGCCCAGCUCAUGGCCGCAAAACGAGAGGAUUGUGUACUGGUCACCGACGACGACGACCGCAUCGCCGGUAUCUUUACCGCCAAGGAUCUUGCCUUCCGCGUGGUUGGAGCUGGGCACAAGGCGGCCAAUAUCACCAUUGCAGACAUCAUGACAAAGAACCCUCUCUGCGCUCGCACUGACACAAGCGCCACGGAUGCACUAGAUCUGAUGGUUCGCAAGGGAUUUCGUCACUUGCCAGUCAUGGACGAAAAUCAGGAUAUUUCUGGUGUGUUGGACAUCACCAAGUGCUUUUACGAUGCUAUGGAGAAAUUAGAGCGGGCCUAUUCUUCCUCUAGAAAGCUCUAUGAUGCGUUGGAAGGUGUUCACUCCGAGUUGGGCGCUUCUCAGCCCCAGCAGAUUAUUCAGUAUGUCGAGGCACUUCGAUCCAAAAUGUCUGGGCCGACUCUGGAAUCUGUUUUGAAUGGCAUCCCCCCCACAACGGUCAGCGUCAGGACCUCGGUCAAGGAGGCCGCUGCCUUGAUGAAGGAAAACCACACCACUGCUGUGUUGGUGCAGGAUGGAGGUGCGAUUACUGGUAUCUUCACCAGUAAAGACGUCGUUUUGCGCGUCAUCGCUCCUGGCCUUGAUCCGGCGAACUGCAGCGUUGUCAGGGUCAUGACGCCCCAUCCAGACUUUGCCCCGAUGGAUAUGACCAUUCAAGCCGCACUGCGCAAGAUGCACGAUGGCCAUUAUCUCAACCUACCUGUCAUGAAUGAUGGCGGCGAAAUCGUCGGCAUGGUCGACGUCCUCAAACUCACCUAUGCUACUCUUGAGCAAAUCAACACCAUGUCUAGUGGAGAUGGUGAAGGACCUGCCUGGAACAAGUUUUGGCUCUCUAUUGAUAACGAGACAGAGUCAGUCAUGUCUGGUGAGGGCAGUCACAGUCAUCAUCAUACCAACCUUGGAUCUCGCAUGAUGUCUCCUGAUGCAACUAGGGAACGCCUUGGGGACAGCGUAGCGCCAGGUGACUCUGCUUCCCACGUCGGUGCUGGAUCACCCGCUCGCUCAAUCGUCCCUGAGAUCCCUGAGCAGAACCCAGCUGAUGUACCGUUCCCCUUCAAGUUCAAGGCACCGUCAGGUCGAGUGCAUCGGCUGCAGGUUGUAGCUGCUCAGGGCAUGGGAGCCUUUGUAUCUGCCGUUGCAGCGAAGCUUGGUGCCGAGGUCGACGCCAUUGGUGGUGUGCCAUCCGUGGAAGAGGGCAAAAUUACCGGUGCUGGGUUUGCUCUCAGCUACAUGGACAAUGAGGGUGAUACUGUUUCCAUCACUACGGACAAUGACCUGCUUGAAGCCAUCCUCCUCGCUCGUCAAAGUCGACAUGACAAGGUUGACCUCUACGCUCAUGAUCCCGAGAAGCCACCAGUGGCACCACCCGCUCCCGUUGAGACACCUGUCAUUCCGACGCCGCCAACUUCUUUUGCCUCCGGUCUCCGUGAGCGCCGAAAAGCUCACGACGAAGACGAAGACGACGAUGAGGACGAGAAUGACGAUGAUGGCGUACCAGCCCGACGCUCAAGGCGGACCAGAGCGGCGCGUGCUCAGGAGCAGCUUAUUGCAGGAGUGCCAAACGAUCUCCUACUCCCUGGUGCUAUUGUGACACUGGCAGUAGUUAUUGUUGGGGUCUUUACUAUUACAAGAGCCACCGGCAGAUGA